UAGAGAGAGAAGAAAAUGAUUGGUAACCAACAAUGGGUUUUUGAUUCUGUAAGUGCAAAGAACAACAUUAAAGUCGCACACAGAGGGUACAGAGAGAAAAGAAGAACCUUUUUUAACCUUUGUUGGGUAAGAAUCAUAUAGAACGUCACCAAAAAAGAAAGUUUCCUUUUUCAUUUUGAUUCUGAGUAAAUGUCUUCUCCAUAAAUUCCAAAAGAUUCUUUCCAAAUUGAAUCUUUAGGCCUUUGAAGGUUUUAAGUGUGUGUGUUUAGACUUUCUGAGAAACAAAAGAUGGAUCACAAGAAGACAAUCUUUCUUCUCUUCUUCUUCUUGUUCUUGUUAAAGUCAACGCUCCAGCAACAGAAAAAUUCUUCACCGGUUGAGAAAAGAGCUCUUUUAUUACUAAGGUCUUCACUUGGGAUAAAAGGCAGAGAUUGGCCUGUAAAAGGCGAUCCUUGUCUGAACUGGAACGGCGUGAGAUGUGACGACAACGGUAGUGUAACACACAUCAACAUUUCAGGGUUCAAAAGAACAAGAGCUGGUCAUCUAAACCCUCAAUUCAAAGUUGAUCCUCUCCUCAAUCUCACCCGUUUAGCCUCUUUCAACGCUUCAAAGUUCACUCUUCCAGGUCCAAUCCCUUCUUUUUUAGGAUCCACCCUGUUGACUUUGCAGGUCUUAGACCUCAGCUCCUGUUCCAUCACAGGACCCAUCCCUGCAAAUUUGAGUGGACGUGGCCUCACGGUUCUUGAUCUUUCAAACAACUCAAUCCAAGGCAACAUCCCUCUCUCUCUUACAUCUCUUCAGAGCCUAACGUUCCUUGAUCUCUCCUCAAACUCUGUAGACGGUUUGGUUCCUUCUAGUAUUGGUUCCCUCACAAAGCUCACACAUCUGAAUCUUUCACACAACGCCUUGUCUUCCUCCAUACCUCCAUCACUUGGAGAUAUCUCUCCUUUACUUCACCUUGAUCUCAGCUUCAACGACCUCUCUGGUUCAGUUCCAUCAGAACUCAAAGAGCUGAGAAACUUGAAGACACUUGUCAUCGCUAGAAACCGCCUCUCAGGUUCUAUACCUCCUGAUUUGUUUACUUUCAUGAGUCAACUACACACCGUUGACUUCAGAGCCAGUGGCUUCACAGGCGUUUUACCUUCUGCCUUAUGGUCGUUACCAGAGUUAAAGAUUCUUGAUCUCUCUGGAAAUAGAUUCUCCGACAAGCUCCCUAACACCACUGUCAACUUUGGUUCUACUGUCUCGUUGCUAAACAUAUCAGACAACAUGUUUUACGGUAAUCUCACACUUAUACUAAGAAGGUUCAGAGUUGUUGAUCUGUCAAGAAACUACUUCCAAGGUAAGGUUCCUGAUUUUGUCCCCAUCAACGCUUCCUUGAGCAGCAACUGUCUCCAGGGGACAAUGAUGCAACGAGAAUUGUCGAAAUGCUCAUUGUUUUACUCUGUAAAGGGAUUAAUUUUCGAUGGUUUCGGACAAGAACCGGAACAGGAAAACAAGCCUAAGUCUAACUCUCCAUGGUUAAGACACAGGACUAUUGUUAUAAUUGCUGUGGUUGUGGGGUCUAUUCUGGUUAUGUUCAUUCUCAUACUGUUACCAAUAACAGUGAACUUCUGUGUCCGGAGAAAAAACAGAUCAUCAACUAGUAGUGGUAGUCCACGUCAUAGAGGGAGACAUAACGGUGUUGGUCCAUUGCCUCCUGAGGAAACACUUCCCUGUGAAAGAGGAAGAGGAAGAGGAGGAGUCUCUGUGAACUAUGCAAGCCUUGGAAUGUCGUUUACUUACCAACAGCUACUCAACGCCACGAAGGAGUUUGGAGAUGCGAACUUGAUCAAGAAAGGAAGAUCAGGAGAUCUUUUCAAGGGAGUUUUAGAGAAUGGAGUUCAGGUUGUUGUGAAAAGAAUCAACUUGGAGUUGGUGAAAAGCAACGAAACGUACCAAACCGAGUUGGAUUUCUUCAGCCGGUUUGCUCAUCCGAGAAUAGUCCCGUUUGUAGGCAAAUGCGUAGAGCACACACCACACAAGUUGUUGGUGUAUAAGUACAUGAUGUAUAGGGAUUUACCAAGCUCAUUGUUCUACAAAUCAAGCUCCCUUGUUGACGAUGGGUUGAAGUCUCUGGAUUGGAUCACCAGGUUGAAGAUUGCGUUGGGAGCAGCAGAGGGGCUUUCUUAUCUGCACCAUGACUGUUCACCACCUAUAGUCCACAGAGAUGUUCAAGCAAGCAGCAUUCUCCUGGAUGAUAAGUUUGAAGUAAGGCUUGGAAGCUUUAGCAAAGCUUGUCAUCAAGAAAACAAUGGCCGUCCGAAGAAAAUCGCCCGCUUGCUCAGCAGAUUAUCCCAGUCCUCUCAAGAAAGUUUUCCUGACUCUCCAGCAACAGCAACAUGUGCAUACGACGUCUACUGCUUCGGAAAAAUCCUCCUCGAACUAAUCACAGGAAAAAUCGGAAUCAGCUCAUGCGAAGAGCCACAAUUCAAAAGAAUCCUAGCCGAGAUAAUACCUCACAUCUCAUCACAAGAGAAAGAGCCAGUCACAAACAUUCUAGACCAAUCCCUCCUCGUCGACGAAGACCUCUUAGAAGAAGUAUGGGCAAUGGCGAUCGUUGCAAGAUCAUGUCUCAACCCCAAACCUACGAGAAGACCACUGAUGAGACACGUGGUCCAGGCCUUGGAGAAUCCAGUGAGAGUUGUGAGGGAAGACAGCAGCGAGUCGGAGAGGUUCCGUACGAUAGGGUCUUCGAGAGGCUCGUCGAGUAGCGGGAGAGUGUUUGGUAGUUGGAGACAGAGCGUUUCUGAUCCUGUGGCGGCGGGAACGAGUAGUCUUCUGUCUCAGGCAGAGGGUUUGCCGAGAUCGAGCGGGUUGACGGGGUCGUCUGCGAGGGGAAGUAGCCGUGGCGCGUCGAGUCGACGAAGUAAUAUGAAAGAUGUAUAGCUUAAAACGAACACACACAAUAAUUCUUUUUUCACAUUUUGUAUUUUAUUUCUUUUGUGGUUAUGAUUUGUUAUCUUGUUGAUAAAAUUCCCAGAAAUUAUAAAUCUUUCAAAUGAUCUAAACCCGACCAGUUCUGAUUGGUUGGGUAUACUAAUGA
Molecule: messenger RNA, 3085 nt
Organism: Eruca vesicaria subsp. sativa (arugula)
Lineage: Eukaryota; Viridiplantae; Streptophyta; Magnoliopsida; Brassicales; Brassicaceae
Source: the annotation of a GenBank genome assembly